AUGACAUCUCAAUUAAUUGAUAAGUUUAAGCAAUUAGAUGCAUAUGCUAAGACAUUAGAGGACUUCCGAAUAAAAACUGCAACCGGCGCAGCAAUAACUGUUGCCGGUGGACUGAUGAUGGUAUUAUUGUUUCUAUCUGAACUGUACACUUACAUGUCACCAAAUAUUUCUGAAGAGUUGUUCGUAGAUACAUCGAGAGGCCAUAAACUUCGAAUAAAUUUAGAUAUCGUCGUACCAACAAUCUCGUGUAAUUAUUUAGUACUUGAUGCUAUGGAUUCAUCAGGAGAACAGCAUCUACAAAUGGAACAGAACAUUCAUAAGAGAAGAUUGGAUCUCAAUGGAAAUCCAAUAGAAGAACCAAAAAAGCAAGAAAUUGCAACAUCUACUACAGUAAAACAAAACAUUUCUGAAGUGGCAAUAAUCACAUGUGGCAGUUGUUACGGAGCAGCACUUAAUGAAUCUCAGUGUUGCAAUACCUGCGAAGAUGUAAAGGAAGCAUAUAGAAUAAGAAGAUGGGCCUUACCUGAUUUGUCUACAAUAGAGCAAUGUAAAAAUGAUGAAUCUAUUGAAAAAACUAAUUUAGCUCUCAAAGAAGGCUGUCAAAUCUAUGGCUACAUGGAAGUCAACAGAGUUGGAGGAAGCUUCCACAUAGCUCCAGGAAAAAGUUUCACAAUUAAUCAUGUACAUGUCCAUGAUGUACAGCCCUAUUCAUCAUCAGUUUUUAAUACAACUCAUUUUAUAAGACAUUUAUCUUUCGGAACAGACAUUGAAGGUGCCAACACUGCACCCUUAGAUGGAGUUAAUGGUAUAGCUAAGGAAGGUGCAGUUAUGUUCCAAUACUAUCUUAAAAUAGUUCCAACUAUGUAUGUGAAACUAGACAGAACAGUUUUACACACAAAUCAGUUUUCAGUUACAAGACAUCAGAAAUCAGUGUCAAACAUAAAUGCAGAGUCAGGAAUGCCUGGAGCAUUUUUUAGCUAUGAACUUUCACCACUUAUGGUUAAGUACACGGAAAAAGAAAGGUCUAUUGGUCAUUUUGCAACAAAUAUAUGUGCUAUAAUUGGUGGAGUUUUCACAGUUGCAGGAAUUAUUGAUGCUUUUUUGUACCACUCUUUAAAUGCAUUUCAUAAUAAAAUUGUAUUAGGAAAAGCUGGUUAA
Spodoptera littoralis (African cotton leafworm) is the source of this 1158-nucleotide messenger RNA. The record is from the annotation of a GenBank genome assembly. Lineage: Eukaryota; Metazoa; Arthropoda; Insecta; Lepidoptera; Noctuidae.